Messenger RNA from Brassicogethes aeneus, 876 nucleotides. Lineage: Eukaryota; Metazoa; Arthropoda; Insecta; Coleoptera; Nitidulidae. The record is from the annotation of a GenBank genome assembly.
AUGAGCGCCUCCGCAGAACAGAUAAAACGAUUGAAUUUGGAAAAAGCUACGAAUUUUAUGCGCCAGUACAGAGAUCCGGACUCUAGGGAGCUUAAAAAGCUUUCGGCCAAUCAGUUUAUGGAAGUUUGGAGUCAUUACGAUAAGGACGGAAAUGGUUACAUUGAAGGAACAGAGCUGGAUGGUUUUUUGCGAGAAUUCGUUUCCAGUGCAAACAUAACCGACAUCGGACCCGAAGCAGUUUCCGAUGACAUGUUAAUAGAAUUAAAAGCUUGUUUUAUGGAAGCUUAUGAUGAUAAUCAAGAUGGCAAAAUUGAUAUUAGAGAGAUAUGGAGGGAAUACGAUACGGACGGUAGCGGAUACAUCGAGGCUGAUGAGUUGAAGAAUUUUCUGCGGGAUUUGCUCAAGGAAGCUAAAAAAAUAAACGACGUCUCUGAGGACAAACUUAUUGAAUACACAGACACUAUGCUUCAAGUUUUCGAUUCCAAUAAAGACGGACGCUUACAACUUUCAGAAAUGGCAAAACUUUUGCCGGUUAAAGAAAACUUUUUAUGCAGGCAGGUGUUCAAGGGCGCUACUAAGCUUACAAAGGACGACAUCGAAAGGGUAUUUGCUUUGUACGAUAGGGACAACAAUGGAACAAUCGAAAAUGAAGAAUUAAGAGGCUUCCUAAAGGAUUUACUGGAAUUAGUUAAGAAAGGCUGCCAAGGUCUGUCGCUUGUGCACAUAAAUGCGAAACAUUCAAAAUUCCCAAAGAAAGAAGUCUGGAGAAAUCAAAUCAGGCGAGCAACAAUGGACACGAUAUUUCUCGGUUGCUUAAUUUCUCAUUUUGGUGAUUUGCUGACUGCUCCAGAAUUCUUAAUUCUUAAGGUUAUUUGA